CAAUACACCCACGAUUCCCUUACACUUAAAUCUGAUCAGAAUGAAGGCAUUCAUUUAUUCGGACAGCCAUCCAAAACGUCAGCCUCACGCACUGCUUCUGCCACCAGUGCAAAUCCCAGUUUUGUUUGUCCCGGUCAUGUGAUUGCCGUGAAUCCUGCUCAGCUGGCUGAGGAGCUGGAUGUCAAAGAAGAAAGUAUUGCUACACUGUUGGCUUACCUCGAGUUAUCUGAUAUUCCAGCGGCCACUGGCCAGACACGACCACUCAUCAACGUACUUCAACCAAACUACCGAGUAGGCAAAUGUUUUGACUUUUAUUUGCGACUUUUUAUAUCUUAUUCUCCAUAUGGUCUUUGUAGAUUACUUAUUUUGUAG
Molecule: messenger RNA, 372 nt
Organism: Protopolystoma xenopodis
Lineage: Eukaryota; Metazoa; Platyhelminthes; Monogenea; Polystomatidea; Polystomatidae
Source: the annotation of a GenBank genome assembly